CUCCAAGAACAAGUUUCACAAAACCCAACCAUCAAUGAAGAAAUUCAAGAGCUGACACUAACACUUGGAGAUUACCUUACAUAAAGAAAAAAUAAACAAAUAAAACUUUCCUUUGGGUUUUGUGGGAGUUGAUGUAAUCAAAACUGAUCAAAACACCCUCUCUUUUCCCGAAACUAGAAAUAUAAAGAAUUUCAUUUUUCUCUCUUACAAAGCCCAAUGCUCCAUGUUUACCCCAAAAAACACUCUUGAGAAAAGAUAUUUCUAGAUUCACAUCAAUGCCCACCUUGAAAAUUGAGUUUUUGGUUAUGGUGUCCAUGUCUUUGUUCUUAGUUUACAGAGAAAGAGAGAGAUUGAAAGAGUUUUCUUUCCCAUUCCCAUCAAUCCCUAUAUCAUAAUAUACUAACUGAGAAAGAAAGAAAACCAUGUGACCAUUUUUUUUUCUCACCUUCAACAAAAGGAGAGAAAAGAAGGGGGAAAUUUUUUGCAAAAAGCUUCUUCUUUCUCUGAAAUAACCCCAAAACCCAAAAUACCCUCUUCAUCAUUUCCCACGACCCGAUGCCCCCCCCCCCCCCCCCCCCCCCCCCCCACUUUCUUCAUCAUUUUCAGAUAGAAAAUUAGUGAAAAGUAAUUUUUUUUUUAAUAAAAAGACAAUAAAGUAUUGUGAUCUUUCUGUUUGGAUAUCUGUCUCUUUCUCUAUCUACAGGUACCUUCUCAAUGACAUUACAUCACUUACUUGUUAUUAACACCCUAUGUUUGAAUUCUAAUGUGUAUUUAUAUGUCUACUCAACUCUCCAACACAUUUGCCUAUCAGCUGUUUGAUAUAAUGCCUAGGUGAAAAAAAAGGUUUCUUUUUCUUUUUUUUUUCUUAUGUAGAUAGAAAAAAAAUGUUGUUCUCAUCACAAGCUUCUGUUGUUGUUGGGUGCCACAGUGAUUUAGACUUGAAAGCUCCCAUCUUUUCAUGUCUAUUGACACUGAUAGUUGAUACAUCACUUGGCUUGUUCAUGUCGUCUUUUGACUCCCUAUUUCUCUUCUCUCUUUGCCUUCUUUUUCUCUCACCUUAUUCCUCGUCAAGCACCGUGUUGAAGUAAAAGUAUUCAAAUAUCUUUGCUUCUGAAAGAGAGGAAAAUUUGAGAGAGAAACCAAAUGGAUUCUUCUGUAGUAGUUGGAGGAGGAGGGGGGGGGAGGAGAAACUUCUAAGAAAAAGGCAAUGUGGCUCUAUCCUAAGGUCAUGGGCUUCACUCCUUCUGAGAGAUGGGGGCAUUCUGCUUGUUAUUACCAGGGAAAUGUCUAUGUUUUUGGGGGAUGCUGUGGAGGAUUGCAUUUCAGUGAUGUUCUUGUACUAAAUCUUGAUACCAUGAUCUGGACCAACUUGGUAACUACCGGUCAGGGUCCAGGCCCAAGAGACAGCCACGGCGCCUUAAUUGUUGGUAACCAGAUGAUAGUUUUUGGUGGUACAAAUGGCUCUAAGAAGGUAAAUGAUCUCCACAUUUUGGAUCUUAGUACUAAGGAAUGGGUACAACCUGAAUGCAAAGGGAAUCCACCAUCACCUCGAGAAAGUCACACGGCCACGCUUGUUGGAGAUGACAAACUAGUUAUUUUCGGAGGAAGUGGAGAGGGCGAAUCGAAUUACUUGAAUGAUCUACACAUUCUAGACCUCAAGUUUAUGGUGUGGAUGAAUAUUGAGGUGAGGGGUGAUAUUCCAGUCCCAAGGGAUAGUCACUCUGCUACAGCAGUUGGUCACAAGCUGUUUGUUUACGGUGGGGACUGUGGAGACCGUUAUCAAGGGGGUGUUGAUAUGCUUGACGUGCAUUCGUUAACUUGGUCUAAAUUAUCAGUUCAAGGAUCUUCACCUGGUGUUCGGGCAGGUCAUGCUGCGGUCAAUAUUGCAACAAAGGUGUACAUUCUUGGUGGGGUUGGAGAUAGACAAUACUACAAUGAUGCUUGGGUGCUUGAUUUAUGUACUUGCUCAUGGACUCAACUCGAUACGUGUGGUCAGCAACCUCAAGGGAGAUUUUCUCACACAGCUGUGGUUGCAGACUCAGACAUUGCCAUAUAUGGAGGUUGUGGGGAGGAUGAACGACCUCUCAAUGAUUUGUUGGUCCUGCAACUCGGAGCAGAGCAUCCGAAUGGCCGGUACAAUGUUUCGAUGUGCAAAAUUUUUGGAAAACACUGGAAUAAUCAAACAAGGAAUUCUUUACGAGAAGAUCAGAGCAGCAUGAAGACUAAGCUUAUGGGGAACAACAUAGAGCUAGUUAGAAAGGAAGAUCAUGGACAGAAAUUGGAGACAAAACACUCUACUCAGUUCAUGUCAGAGACAUUACAUCCAAAACGGAGGAGAACCAUGAAUCCAAAAGUGUGGGAGGUUGAAUCCGAGCAAGAGGAACAUUCUUUGUCGUUGUCCCAGCAUUCAUCUCCAUCACAAUCCGAUCAAGAACAGACCCCAGUUCGAAAAGUCUCUGAUUCAGUAACAAGCUCCCAAGGAUUAAGACUUCUCAAGCAUGUGAAUCAUAGCUCAACAAGCGAACCUUACAGCAUUUCUAGAAUCCAACCUGAGUUCCGAAAUGUUGUCCAAACUGCUGCACAGCAAGAUCUUUCAUAUUUCGGACACCAGAAUCCGCUAAAGACCGAACAGCAGCAGCUUCUCCACGUUGUUCGUCCAGUGAAAGAACACAAGUCCUUGGAGACUGGCCUCAUUCAAAACAUGAUUGGAUCUGAGGUUCGAGGAAGAGUUGACGGUGCCUUUGACUCUGGCUUCCUAAUGACUGCUACUGUCAAUGGGAAAGUAUAUAGAGGCGUCCUGUUCACACCCGGACCCGGGGUCUUCUCAAGGGCCAGCAUUGUUACCGAAAGUUCACCUCUUCCUACAAACACACUCCCGAACUCGAACUCAAACCACGUAGAACGGUCAAAGAGUUUGCAGCAACGACCGUCAGUUCUGGUACCUGAGUCGUCAGGUCAGAGCUUCAGGCAAGCUCAACUGAUCAGUCCUCCUCCUGUUCCAAUCAUAAAACCAACUCCAUCUUCAUUGCCAGUUAAGCUUAGGGAUGAUCUUCAGGGUGUGUUUUUAACAUUAGGAGGACCUGGAAAUGGCUCUGCUUAAGAACGAGAACAAUCAAAAUGUGUAAAGACAUAUGUUGGAAGAAGAAAGGAAAAAAAAUGGGGAAAAAAAUGAGAAAAAAAAAAUGUUUGUAAA
Molecule: messenger RNA, 3193 nt
Organism: Cucumis melo (muskmelon)
Lineage: Eukaryota; Viridiplantae; Streptophyta; Magnoliopsida; Cucurbitales; Cucurbitaceae
Product: acyl-CoA-binding domain-containing protein 4
Exons: 9
Coding region: 1208-3100 (630 amino acids)
Molecular function (GO): protein binding
Source: RefSeq, a predicted model, not a curated record